CGGACUUGUUGGAACAACCUUGCUACAAGUCUGAUAAUAUCAACAAGCUUGUUACAAGUUGUUAACACUAUAUAUUUUGACAACUUGGGACAAGCAGUGCGAACACAACUUGUUGAUGGCUUGUUGGCAGACUUGCUACAAGAUGUGAGAUUUUUGCCUGUGUAGAUGGGCGCAUAUGAACAAACUCGAAAUACCCACUUCAGUUUGUCACAAAAAUAUCGGGGUUUUUAUGUCGGCUACAUUUUCCUUGUUUUCGUUUUCUCCACAGUCCUCAGGUGGUGAGAAGAAAGCCAUUAAACAAACUGGUCUACACUCUGCUAUCAAACACUGAUCUCAAACGCAAGAUGAAAGAACGUGGACUGUCCAUCAAGGGCGACAGACAGGUAGGAAUUGUUGUUAUCGUAAAUCGUGAAGUUGUCUUAUUGAAGAAUGAAAGUAGUCACACAUUAUAAUUUGGUUGCAGAGCUCAGUUGUGUUGCUAUCUAGUUAAUACGCACAAUGUUUUUGAUCUUACUCUGAGCAGGCUGAAGGAAUCCAACCCGUGACCACGGUGGGAAUGGAACCCGCGACCUUUGGGAUACUAGUCCAUGGUCAGGCUAACUUUCCAGCCUGCCCGGUGUGGAUAUACACUCAGAGUAACAUCAUAAACAUUAUAUUGAGUACAUAACACCAAAACACACACACAAAAAUGCAAUAUACACUAGUUAAUUUGGCCGGAUUUUGGUGGAAAUUAUGGGGGAGGUGGGAAACAAUUUAGGGGAGGUGCAGCGGUCUAACUCACGAACCCCAUGGAAAAAGUUAGGGCUUAGAACGGGCCAAAGUCAACGACGUGACGUAUGCAUGUAGUGUACAUAUGUAUAUCAGUGUAUUAAUGAAUUAUGACUGUACUACUCAUCCAAUUUUACCCUUCAUUACAAUUACUACAAAGUUUCUUUCAAAACAUUGCAUUAAAAGUGUACUUGACACAGAGAUGAAUGCCUAUCACUGUUUCAAUUUUACAGAAAAACUUUCUUACGUAGUGUAGACCCUAUAAGCAACCAAAAAUGUCAAAUUUUCACACUGAUCUAUCUUUGAAACUUUCUCAAGGGGAGGUGCAUGACUUUCCAGGGGAGGUGCAAAACGAUCUCAGGGAAGGUGCGCAUCUCCCCACACCUCCCCUCAAAAUCCAACCAUCUCUGCUGCCCCGCUGAAACCGACCAAUACACAAGACGUCUUUUAAUCGACUAUAUUUCCAGACUUUGGUUAAACGACAUCAAGAAUUUACGAUCAUAUACAACAGUGAGUGUAGCAAGCCGAAACCAAAGUCAGGUCAGUUGAAAGAUUGUAAUUUGAAAGCUAGACAACUUACUGGCGGAGGUAUCAAGCAUCUCAUACUUUAUCUUACAGUGGCUGAGAUUGUUCGUUUGGUUGAAGAGGGUGAAAGAAAGAAAAACAAAGCAGUUGAAAAGCGCGACAAAGUAAGUUUUUAUGAAACGCGACCAAGGACGAAGUCAUUCGGUCACGAAGUUUAAACUUUGAGUUUUGCGCUUCCUUGUCGAUGUAUAUGCUUUAUAUGCUUUAUAUAAAGAGGCUUACAAUGAUUUUCAAGGUAUUUUAGUGAGAAUUAUUGCAAAAUUUAAGCACAAACAAAAUCAUAACAUCACCGUUAUAGUCUAGUGCGCGUGUUUUAUACUGACAGCUAAAUUCCAGGAUAAAUUGUUAUUUUUCAAACUUUAAAAGUUAUUCACGGCACAUAUUUCUGUCGUGAUGGUUUGUAUUGUGCUUUAGCUUGUAUAUCUAAGUUAUCUAACUCAUUUUUGUUCAGUUUUGGUAUUACAAGUGAAUGCGGUUUAAAAUGUCUUUUGACAGUUUGUUUUCGUUUGCUAUUUUUAGCAGUUUUUUUUAAGAGUAUUUUUCAGGGAGGUCGCGUAAUUUUGAAAACGGGUGUAAAGCCAGAAUUUAAAGCCUGAAUUUAAAGCCUGAAUUUAAAGCCUGAAUUUAAAGUGAGAAAAGUCAGUCAUAAGUUGAUAAAGAUGGGAUUUUUUAUUACAAAGACAUAUUACAUUUCUUCUUCAAAUGACCCAAAUAUUACACAUACCAAAAGGUAUGCGGGAUCACAAUCAUAUUUGAUCGUAGUAUGUUCUUCAACACGCCUUUAAAAACCGUUAUAUUUUUGCUCAAAAGUCCUUGUCUGGAAGCGGGAAAUGUUAUAUCAUGGCGACAAAAUCAACAAUUCUCUGAGAGUUUGGUUUGGUGGAAUCGAGGCAAUGUUCACUAGCUUUCUAAAACUCCAUCUUCUUCCGAUAAAAACGCGGUAGUAGACUAAGACUACGUGCACACGGUAGCGUUUUCGAGCGUUUUCAUUUGUGUUUUCACGCUAAAACGGAGGCAAACACUAUCAAUUUACGACAAAAUCUGUAGUUUAUUUAAUACAUAGGAGAUAUUUUCCUUUGGACUGUGUGAACAGGGCGUCAAAACGAUUGAAGGGGCAAAAACGUUUCUGAAAACGCUGGAAAACGAAGCCCGUGUGCACAUAACCUAAGAUACUGGUAUUAAUCCCCGAGUGUAAUAUAUAGUGCUUUAUGUGCUUUAGUUGAAUUUUGACCGAGACCAGACUCCCGAAGAUAUUGACAAAAUGAAAUUUGAAUACAGUAAGUAUUACAGUCAAAACACAAUAACCCUCCCACUUCCCCUUGUGUGGUAAAUACGGCGAUAAAAUUUAGUUUCGUUGUUUUUAUAUAACUGCUCUUUAACUACUGUAAGUAUGUUGAUUACGUUUAUUUAAUUUCCACAUUUCUCAAGUGUCUCAGAAUCAGAAUGAAUUUACACGACUUAUAAAUGAAAUCAGAAAUAGAAAAAAGAAAGACGAAAAUAAUUCUGGUAAGUUGUGGCCGUAUCGUUGCCUAUAGUCGUCCAAUAAGGCUCAUCUCUUAUUGAUCCGGUGUUACUACAGGAGGAAACCUAAACUAAACUAACUUUAUUGAUACCGGAUAGCUCUAUCAGUUCUAAGCUGUUCUUCCUAGAGAUCUAGUAAGGAUCAUAUGACUCUUAUUGCUCCAGUGUUACUACAGGAGAAAACCUAAACUAAACUAACUUUAUUUAUACUGGAUUUCUCUAUCACUUCUAAACUGUUCUCCCUAGAGGUCCAGUAAGGAUCAUCUCUUAUCGAUCGAGUGUUACUACAGGAGGGAACCUAAACUAAACUAACUUUAUUUAUACUGGAUAGCUCUAUCAGUUCUAAACUCUUCCAGAUGAUAGCAAGAGCAAUGAAGCCAGCACUAGCAAGGCGGACCAGACUCCUUCUACAAUGAAAAAAAAGUUUGCACUAAAAUUGCUACCCUCUGAUGACGACACGGCCAGCAACAGUAGCGGCGCCGAUUUUGAACCGGUUCAAAAACGCUCCAACACGCCACGUCGACAGCUAAGGUCGUCCACAGAAAAGCGCAAAACUCGUAGUAGCGCAGAAAUACCGGAAGAAAUUGUCGAAGACUCCUGCGACGAUACCAGCAAUACAAUAGGGGAUGAAGGGGAGGAGGAGUGUGAUUGUGAUGACCCUGUGGAUCCCAUUGAGUCAUGUAUUACCUCAGCUACCCUGCCUGAUCCUCCGUCACCCUCGCUUCUUGAUGAUUUUGAUGAGAAGGAGUCCAAUCAUUCAAACGCCGUAAGUUAUGGAAAGCUGACAACAGUGUUUCCUGGUUUACCCACCUUUGGAAAACAUGGCUAGGAAACAAUGUUUCCUGGUUUGUCCACCUUUGGAAAACAUGGCUUGGAAACAAUGUUUCCUGGUUUGUCCACCGUUGGGAAACAUGGUUAGGAAACAAUGUCUCCUGGUUUGUCCACGUUUGAGAAACAUGGCUAGGAAACAAUGUUUCCUGGUUUGUCCACCGUUGGGAAACAUGGCUAGGAAACAAUGUUUCCUGGUUUGUCCACCUUUGAGAAACAUGGCUAGGAAACAAUGUUUCCUGGUUUGUGCACCUUUGGGAAACAUGGCUAGGAAACAAUGUUUCCUGGUUUGUCCACCUUUGGGAAACAUGGCUAGGAAACAAUGUUUCCUGGUUUGUCCACCUUUGGGAAACAUGGCUAGGAAACAAUGUUUCCUGGUUUGUCCACCUUUGGGAAACAUGGCUAGGAAACAAUGUUUCCUGGUUUGUCCACCUUCAGGAAACAUGGCUAGGAAACAAUGUUUCCUGGUUUGUCCACCUUUGGGAAACAUGGCUAGGAAACAAUGUUUCCUGGUUUGUCCACCUUUGGGAAACAUGGCUAGGAAACAAUGUUUCCUGGUUUGUCCACCUUUGGGAAACAUGGCUAGGAAACAAUGUUUCCUGGUUUGCCCACCUUUGGGAAACAUGGCUAGGAAACAAUGUUUCCUGGUUUGUCCACCUUUGGGAAACAUGGCUAGGAAACAAUGUUUCCUGGUUUGACCACCUUUGGGAAACAUGGCUAGGAAACAAUGUUUCCUGGUUUGUCCUCCUUUGAGAAACAUGGCUAGGAAACAAUGUUUCCUGGUUUGUCCUCCUUUGAGAAACAUGGCUAGGAAACAAUGUUUCUACCACAACCUUCGCGCAGGGUUUAACUGCACAUUUUAUAUAUGCUUUAGGAGAGCUCAGAAAGUGAAAGUAUGUUGAGGCCUGCUUUUGACCCAUCAAGCCCAACUCAAGAGUAAGUUGAAUUUUCUCAAUGUUUCUAUUUUUUAAGAUUUCUUACACAUUUUGUCUUGGAAAAAUAUCAAUGGUUAAUGCUUGUCUUUUCUAGUGAAAUUCCUGAAAGUCCGCCCCAAGGUGAUGACGGGAAUCAAUCGGAAGAAAUAGAAUUUUAAAUAAAUGAAAAUCUUGUAUUAUUUUUGCUAUUGAAAUAGG
Messenger RNA from Paramuricea clavata, 4835 nucleotides. The record is from the annotation of a GenBank genome assembly. NCBI's taxonomy places the organism in Eukaryota, Metazoa, Cnidaria, Anthozoa, Malacalcyonacea, Plexauridae.